AUGACAGUGAAUGAAAAUACUGUCCCUGAGUAUAAUAAGCGUAAAAAGCUUAACUCCAAGGAUCUUGACUGCACUGGACUGGAGGAGGACGACUACGAAUUAUUAGAAGAGAAUUUGGGUGUUAAGGUCAACAGACAUAAACGGUACAAACGAUUGCGAGACAACAACGGGUCCGAAAGCGACGAGGAAGACGGGGUCGAUCAAGGCGUGGCGCGAGAAAAAAUUGCGCAAGAAAUAUUUUUUGAUAAUAUGGACGAUGAGGUUAGCCAUGAGCGUCAUAACGAGCGUAAUUCUCAAAAAAUUCGAAACGAUGAUGAUGAGGAUUCGGAUUCAACUACAUAUGACUUUGUAGUGGAUGAUCAUGAGCGUCCCAUAACGGAGAAGAUAUCUCGUCCAAUGCAUAUAGAUCCGUAA
This is a messenger RNA of Drosophila willistoni, 414 nucleotides long. RefSeq names its product transcription elongation factor SPT6-like. Lineage: Eukaryota; Metazoa; Arthropoda; Insecta; Diptera; Drosophilidae. The record is from RefSeq and is a predicted model, not a curated record. The transcript has 3 exons. Bases 1 to 414 code for a protein of 137 amino acids.